Carlito syrichta (Philippine tarsier) is the source of this 3231-nucleotide messenger RNA. RefSeq names its product cyclin dependent kinase 18 (gene CDK18). Bases 302 to 1726 code for a protein of 474 amino acids. The record is from RefSeq and is a predicted model, not a curated record. Lineage: Eukaryota; Metazoa; Chordata; Mammalia; Primates; Tarsiidae. Gene Ontology annotation, molecular function: ATP binding; protein kinase activity. Gene Ontology annotation, cellular component: cytoplasm; nucleus. The transcript has 16 exons. Gene Ontology annotation, biological process: protein phosphorylation.
UACAUGUGAAAAACUCUGGCGGGGGCCGGGCUUUUUCCUUCCUCCUCCUCCUCCUUCUCCUCCUCCUCCUCCCUCCUCUUCCCUCCCCACCUUCCUCCACUCCCUCCCUUCCCCUCCCCUUCCACCUCCUCCUCCUCCUCCUCCUCGGCCAGCUCAGGUUGCAGCUUCUCUGGGGAGCCGCUCACCUUUCCGGAGCAGGGGAAGCAGCCCCACGCCCAGGCGGGGACCCCAGGAGGGCGCAGGGCUCGGCGCCCACCCCGCUGCCCCUAGGACGCGCGCGGACCCGGCUGCCUGGUCCCUGAUGAUCAUGAACAAGAUGAAGAACUUUAAGCGCCGUUUCUCCCUGUCAGUGCCCCGCACCGAGACUAUCGAGGAAUCCUUGACCGAAUUCACAGAGCAGUUCAACCAGCUCCACAACCUGCGGAAUGAGGACCUGCAGCUCGGUCCUCUUGGCAGAGACCCCCCGCCGGAACCCAGCACCUUCUCCCCCACAGAUGGUGGGGAGGAGCCGGGGCAGCCGUCCCCUGGCAUGCAGUACCAGCGGCGGCAGAACCAGCGCCGCUUCUCCAUGGAGGACAUCAGCAAGAGGCUCUCUCUGCCCAUGGACAUCCGCCUGCCCCAGGAAUUCCUGCAGAAGCUGCAGCUGGAGAGCCCAGACCUGCCCAGGCCGCUCAGCCGCAUGUCCCGCCGUGCCUCCCUGUCAGAUAUCGGCUUUGGGAAACUGGAGACAUACGUGAAACUGGACAAACUGGGGGAGGGCACCUAUGCCACGGUCUUCAAAGGGCGCAGCAAAUUGACGGAGAAUCUGGUGGCCCUGAAGGAGAUCCGGCUGGAGCACGAGGAGGGGGCGCCCUGCACCGCCAUCCGAGAGGUGUCUCUGCUGAAGAACCUGAAGCAUGCCAACAUCGUGACCCUGCAUGACCUCAUCCACACAGAUCGGUCCCUCACCCUGGUGUUUGAGUACCUGGACAGUGACCUGAAGCAGUAUCUGGACCACUGUGGAAACCUCAUGAGCAUGCACAAUGUCAAGAUUUUCAUGUUCCAGUUGCUCCGGGGCCUCGCCUAUUGCCACCGCCGCAAGAUCCUGCACCGAGACCUGAAACCCCAGAACCUGCUCAUCAACGAGAGGGGGGAGCUGAAGCUGGCUGACUUUGGACUGGCCCGGGCCAAGUCCGUGCCUACAAAGACCUACUCCAAUGAGGUGGUGACCCUGUGGUACAGGCCCCCCGAUGUGCUGCUGGGAUCCACAGAGUACUCCACCCCUAUCGAUAUGUGGGGCGUGGGCUGCAUCCACUACGAGAUGGCCACAGGCAGGCCCCUCUUCCCGGGCUCCACGGUCAAAGAGGAGCUGCACCUCAUCUUCCGCCUCCUCGGGACCCCUACAGAAGAGACGUGGCCUGGUGUGACGGCCCUCUCUGAGUUCCGCGCCUACAACUUCCCCCGGUACCUCCCGCAGCUGCUCAUCAGCCACGCUCCCAGAUUGGAUACUGAGGGCAUCAGCCUCUUGACCGGCCUCCUCCUGUAUGAAUCCAAGAGUCGCAUGUCAGCAGACGCUGCUCUGAGUCACCCUUACUUCCGGUCUCUGGGAGAGCUCGUCCACCAGCUUGAAGACACUACCUCCAUCUUUUCCCUGAAGGAGAUCCAGCUCCAGAAGGACCCAGGCUACCGCGGCUUGGCCUUCCAGCAGCCAGGACGAGGGAAGAACCGGCGACAGAGCAUCUUCUGAGCCGUGGCCAUCCUGGCUUGGCCUGAGCAAUGAGAGGGUAGGAUGGGUCCCGUACAGCCCUCAGAGGACAGAGGAACAAGGGGCUCACAGCCAGCCCGGAAAACCUCUUGGCAGCCCUGCUGGCCAUGGCUGUUUCUUCUCCCUGCUACCCACAUGCCUCUCCAGUGGCCUUCACCUGGACACCAAUCCUCCGUCACCUCCCUUGGGGCUGGGUGUGAGCUGCUUCCCUGAGAGGAAGUGAAGAGGCAGGGAGAGACCCUAGACCCUCACCCACCCUGAAGCACUUGGGCACCAGUGUGGGAUGCACAUGGACAGGAAAAUCCAGGCACCAGGCUGGGUGCCAUGUCAUGGAUACGAGCCCCAUCACGACUCCCUCCAGGGGCCUGCCUGCCUCACCAGUUUGGCAGGGCUCCUGUUUGGCCCAUUGAAGCCCACACAUAUAUCACUUUAUUUCGCUUUGAGAGCAAGAAGGGAUACGGCAUCUUGUCUGGGACCCCAGAAUGCUGGGUGCCCACAUUUGUCAAAGCCCACCAAGGGGCAGAUGUCCCCAGAGCAACAAAAGGAAUAAUAGCCCAUCUCGUCUUUUCAUCAGCCCUACCUUGCUCUUGUCCCUCCCCAACCCCCAUCACGCCUUCCAAGGAUGCCCAGCUGUGUCCAGAGGUGGCCUGUGACCGCCAGCUGCAUGCCUGCCGCCUCUGCCAGCUCCUCCCAUCUCCCCAGUCUGAACGGAGUUGCCUUAAGUUGGAGGUGGUAAAGUGCUCACUGCCCUUGGAGCUCUGGCCCGGCUCCUACCUGUUCCCCUUUCCGAGAGUGGUUCCUGUUUAUCAUCCCUGAGCGCUGAUAAGCCAGGUCAGGGUCCCGAGGACAGCACUCAGAUACACGGGGUCACCCUGACGCGGGUGCCAGGCUGACUUCAACUCUGGGGUUCCCUGUGGCUCUAUCUCCCGAUCCUGGUACCAGCUUCUCUGUGCCCCCUGCCUCCCCAGAGGUUGUUCACAACAGGGAGGGGUGUAAAUACCACAACCUGAGGUAGAGGAAGGUGGCCCUGGAGCAGGCCCUGAUCCUAAGAGCCAUGCUUCUGGGAGGCUGAGGGGCAGUGGCCCCUAUAUAAAGCACCCAUCCCCCACCCCUACCCAGCACCCCUCUGUAUUCCCAAGGUCUCCCAACACUUGGCUGGAUCUUGAAUGGCAAAGGCCAAGGGGAGGCCAGGCCCGGCCUUCCCACUCAAGCCUCCUUCCCAGCCCAAACUCCUCAGCCCCAGAGUCUCGGCCUCCACCAGCCCUGGACUCCCCCAUCCCCCACUGUACUGUGAAUGUCCUGUGACUCAGCGCAAAGACAGAUAAUAUAUUUAAUUCAUGUUGUACAGAAAGGAGCGAUCAGUCUCGUGCAAAAAAGCUGAUUUUGAUAGAUUGAUGCCAAAGAUGGAGAACCCUUCUCCAGGGCUAAUGAGUGUGGGUGGCGCUUGCUUAUAUAUAUAUAUGUAUAUAAAGUGAAUAGAGAGUUUG